Messenger RNA from Monomorium pharaonis (pharaoh ant), 2538 nucleotides. RefSeq names its product probable palmitoyltransferase ZDHHC24. The record is from RefSeq and is a predicted model, not a curated record. NCBI's taxonomy places the organism in Eukaryota, Metazoa, Arthropoda, Insecta, Hymenoptera, Formicidae. Bases 154 to 996 code for a protein of 280 amino acids. The transcript has a single exon. Gene Ontology annotation, molecular function: palmitoyltransferase activity.
GUACCCAUCGCUGUCGCAAACGGCGCGUUUUCAAAAUGGCGUAACCUCGCUCACGUAAACUUAGCCAAUCAGCUCCAAAAAGAUAAUAAAAUCUUGAUGAUAAAGGCGAAGAAGCGGCGGUUUGUAUAACUCGAGAGCAGCGAACGUGCAACAAUGAUAAUCCGGAAGAAAGUGUGGCCACGAACUGUCAGUGAUGUGCUGUCGAUGGUCUUCGUUCUAAUCAUAUCGCCUCUCCUGUACUGGUUCGGGUUAUGGAUAGUACUGCCAGGAUUGUACGGCGAUGAGUACCCCGUGUUGUACGCGUUCCACUUCAUUCUCGGCAAUUUUAUUAUGCUGAACAUUAUAGGUAACUUUACGUACACGGUGCUGUGCGACACUAGUACUAGUGGCAGUGGGCGCGUCAUACCGGUGAGCACCGCGAAGGUAGCAGACGGUUGGCGACUGUGCACAAUCUGUGAAUGUUUGGCGCCGCCGCGUUCUUGGCAUUGCAGUACCUGCGAUACCUGCAUUCUCAAACGUGACCAUCACUGCGUGUUCACUGGUUGCUGUGUGGGUUACUAUAACCAUAGGUACUUUGUCAUGUUCCUAUGCUAUCUGUGUUUUGGAGCAGCAUAUGCCUUCUGCUACGGCAGCCUCUUCAUCUGGAACAGAAUACCUUUCGAGUUCCCAAUGUCGAUCCUCAAGAUGCUCUUUCCAGUGAUCUUCUUUGGAUUUGACAUGUCCAUGGAUCAAUUCUAUCUGAUGUUGUAUGACGUCUCAGCAGUGGGUACCUUGUACACUGGAAUAUUAUGCAUUUAUCACUUUAACUUGAUUCUCAGGGGCGUCGUGGGGAACGAGAGUAACAAGAAGGAUUUCACGUAUGAUAUGGGUUGGAAGGACAAUAUUAGAGAAGUGUUUGGAGAACGGUGGUACCUGACGUGGUUGCUUCCUUAUAUAAAAUCGCAGUUACCACACGAUGGAGUCUUGUGGGAUCACUUGUCUUCGAAGAAAGAUUGAAUUACUUCAAUUGAUUGCCCUAACUCUUCUCGAACUGUGAAAUAUGCUCGAGGCAAGCUUUUUGUCUGUUAAAAAGUAUUGUUGGACAUCUCAAUAACCAAAGAACAAGGAUUAAUUCAAGCUGAAAGAAUUACACUUUUUUAAUCAGUAGAACUAGAGUCGAGUUAAUUAAUAAUUUACUAUCAAGCAUAUUAUUUCUUCUGUAUAACUGUUGUACAUAAGAUUUAUAUCAAAACAGGUAAUAUUAUAUAAUUUUAUAUAAUAUAUAUAGAAAUUGUAUAUUUCUUUGGCACAUCUAAAAUUAGCAUCAAUUAUAAAUAUUGUCUAUGUUAAAGCUAAAUAAAUGUAGUUAAGAAUGUUUUAAAUUUCUUAAGGAAAUUCUUCAGUCUUUUCAUAUAUAAAUUCUUGAUUAAUAGAUUUAUAGACAUUUUUAAUUUUUUCAAUUUUUCAACUAUAUAACUUUUCUUAACAUUACAUAUAAUUUUCUAAAAUAGCAUUGGCCUUGUUUACAUUGAUUGUUUGAUACUUCACUAGUUAUUUACUAUUUGAUAGCAUAUCAAACGAUUGGUGGAAACAAGGCCAUUGAGUCUUAUGAGAAGGAAAAUAUAAAAAUGGGAAAAAAGAGGAUUAUAUAUAUACAAAAGAUAAGAUUUUUUGAUGAUUUUUCCAAAUUUCUGUGAUGAUUUUGUUGAGUUUUCUGUAAUGCUGAUUGGUUCUCUUACCAUACUUACUUCGUGUUGCGAGAGUAACUAUUAUUGGGAUUGAAUUUUGACAGCUGCCAAAUUUGUAUAGAUAGUUAUUUAUAUACAAUUAUCAUUGUAAUUUAUUUUUAAAAGGUAAAAAAUAUGUCAAAUAGCAUGUGCGCAUCUGUGAUGUCUACUAUUAUAAAAAUAUAGAAUAAUUAGACAUAGAUAUAUGUAAUAAAAAAAUAUUUAUUUACUGUGACAGAAAAUUAAAAAAAAUUAAUUAUUAAGAAUAAGAUUAUAAGAAUAAUAUUAGAAUUAAAACUAAAUAUCACAAUUAGAAAAAAAUUAUGUAGAAUGUCAUCUUACCCACAAUCAUCAUGUAUAUUUUAUAAAAAUGUUGCAAAUAUGAGAAAUGAAAAAUAUGAAUAUGUUAGUGUAGCAUUCUUUUUACACCUUUUUAAAUUUUUUAUUUUUGUGACGUCGGAUUAUUUUUCAUUCUUGAUUGACCAUAGGCCUAUUCUUCGUCGCUGCAUUGCUGCACUGGUGCAAUAAGUUAGAAUGAGACAAAUAUAUUUUUUUCUCAUUCUAACUUAUUGCACCAGUACAGCAGUACAGCUACCAAGAACAAGCCUUAUGAAGAAGAGCUUUUGAUAUUCAUUUUUACACAGAAGAUGACACAAACUACAACCACAGACAGUUUUGCGAUAUUAUACUGUUGCACUGAGGAGGAGUCAAAUUGUGAGCCAAAUCGUUUGCAUACUCAAUGUACAUAAUUUCGUUUGUGUUCGUGUUGCAAUGUAUUUAACAUCAGCUUAUAAUAAAUACUUAUAUGAAAUACAUUUCUUAUACACUAAUA